This is a messenger RNA of Ricinus communis (castor bean), 2004 nucleotides long. RefSeq lists its product as uncharacterized. The transcript is spliced from 2 exons. Lineage: Eukaryota; Viridiplantae; Streptophyta; Magnoliopsida; Malpighiales; Euphorbiaceae. The record is from RefSeq and is a predicted model, not a curated record. Bases 1 to 1191 code for a protein of 396 amino acids.
AUGUUGUCAAGUAAUUCUGAUAGCUCGGCUUUGAAUCCUUUCCUUGAUGAUCUCCCAGAGGAUACACUGUCGUCAUCAUCAGAAACUACAAUCGAUUUCCUUUCAUACUCUCUAAUCUCUAGUCUCAAUUUUAUUUCAAUCUUUGUCAACAACCGUAUCAAUCAUAAUGCUUGUGAAUAUCAGGAGCCUUCAAUUAUUAUCUUAGAUUAUAGAAACACACAGAACGACCAAUCACUCUUUAUAGCCCACAAAAUUCCUUUCAUUUUCAAUGGAUUCAAAUUUGAUUUCCUUCCAGAGAGAGGAGACUUUAUUAAAGUCUUAGGUUCAUUCAAUGACCUGCUACUGUGUGGUGCUGUCAAAACAGAUUAUUCAGCAUUUUACAUUUGUAAUCGUUUCACAAAGCAAUGGAUUUCUCUGCCAUUGCUUAAGAACUGCAAGGGUGACGAUCAUUUUGGUUUGAUUUGUGAACCCUUUUACUCUAGAAGUGCCAAGCAGUCUGAAUACACUAUUAAUGCCGAAUAUCGGUAUAGGGUAGUGUGUUUUACUGAGAUUGAGAAAGGCAAUGUUAUUGUAAGGACAUAUGUUUCUGAGAUUUGUGCAUGGAAAGCAUUUCUUCUUUAUGGUGGAGACUAUCAAUUUUGUUCUAAUGUUGUUGCACACAAUGGGAAAUUGCAUUGGUUUAAUGGUCUUAAUGUGGUUGCAUAUGAUCCUUUCAAUGACGAAAAAAUUUGUUACAUUAAUGGCUCUGAGAUUCAACCCAAUGUGGAGAUGCUGAAUAGUUACUAUCUGGGAGUCUCUCAAGGCGUUUUGAAGAUGACGCAUUUGGUAUCCACCAUUUAUUUUAACGGAGAUGGAGAUGAUAUCGAAAAUUUGAGCAUAUGGGAAUUGAAGGAUUAUGAAACAGGGCAUUGGAAUUUGGAGCACAGGAUAUAUUCCUUUAACGCAAAGAGUAAUGGGUUUCGAGAUGGAACUGGAAUAUGUGAUCCAGUGACAUUAGCUUUUAACCCAACUGACAAGGAUACUGUGUACUUGAAAUUCGGUCAAGAGGUCAUGUUAUGUGAUUUGCAGGGAGAGAAACUGCAAUUGGCUGGUGAAAUUCCAAAAGGAAUUGGCUGUUUUGACGGUGAUAAGGCAUUCCCAGUAAUGCUCCCCUGGUGGCCAACGCCAGUCCAUGUCUCUGCUCAUCCUUAACUUGCAUUUGGUAUUACUGGAUUUUGAUAUUUUUGUCAUUAAGCAUAAAUCCUAUCGACUUCUAUUACGUUUCGUUCCAUUGUUGUUCUGCUGGUUUCAGUGAAAUUGUAUGUCCAGAGAUUAUUGUGCUUUUUUACAAUUUCUGUUAGCUUAUGUACUUCUUUUGAGUGAUAAAAGUGGGAAAAAAAACCUUCUUUUUUAUUCAUAAAUGGCCCGUGGGAUCCUUUUGACAUACUCUAACUUCUAAUCUUAAUCUGCCGCAAAUAGCUUAUUAUUAAUUGGUACUUUUGAUCCCAAAUUUAUUCCACUAUUUAGAGCCAACCACAGCAGUGAUUUUGAAGAUAAAAAACGUUCUACGGAACCCAAAUCUGUUAGUGUGUUAGGAUCACUUAAUGACUUGCUCGCUCUUAUGCUGAUCGAGUUCACACAGGACUGAAAUGCUCUCCCUUUUCGUGAAGGGAACCACAAUUAAUUCUUUUUCGUAACUAGAUAAUCUCUUUUAAAUAUUAUAUUACAAUAUAAAAUAAUUUGAUUAUAAAAUCUUAAUUAGCUUUUUUUUUUUAAAAGUUAUUUUUAUAUUUUUUAUUUUUAAAUAAAUUUUUAAAAUUUUAAAUUUUCAUAAUAAAUAAUUAUUUUAUUCUUUUUAAUCGUUAUAUUUGUACUUAUUUAUAUUCUCCAUCUCUCUCAAUAAAUAAAGUAUUUUCAAUUAAAUUUUAUUAUGAAAUUUAAUAAAUCUAUGUCUACCUAUAUAUAUAUGAGAGCAAUAAUUUAAUUUUUUUUCUCUAUCUUACCUAGUAUGUCAUAUAAUUUUUA